ACGGCUUCUGUUGGUUACAGUUUAAUUGAUUUGGACAGGUCACGUGGUCGGAAAUCAGCGACUGCAGGCUGGAGUUUGUCCGGAAGAUUCACAGGAGGGAGAUUUCUCCGAGCAGAGAACAUGGAUUUUAUGACAGAUCGGGAUGUGCAAAAGUACCUGGAGGAGGGGUACGUGGUUCUGGACGGGCUGCUGACCCCCCAGGAGUGUGAUGAGCUGAGGCAGAGGAUGGGGGACAUGGUGGAGGAGAUGGACGUCCCCCAGCACUGCCGCACCACCUUCUCCACCAACCACGACGAGCAGCUCAAAACUCAGGGAAACGCAGACUAUUUCAUCACCAGUGGAGACAAGAUCCGCUUUUUCUUUGAGAAAGGAGUUUUUGACGACAAAGGGGAUUUCAUCGUACCAAAACAGAGGUCCCUAAAUAAAGUCGGACAUGCACUGCAUGCCUAUGAGCCGUUGUACAAAAAGGUGACACAUUCCCCCAAAGUCCAGGGCUUAGCGAAGAAGCUGGGCCUCAUCAGUCCUGUGAUACUGCAGAGCAUGUUCAUCUUUAAGCAACCAGGGAUUGGUGGAGAAGUGACGCCACAUCAAGAUGCUACCUUUCUGUACACGGAGCCUCUGGGCAGAGUGAUGGGUCUGUGGAUCGCUCUGGAAGACGCCACCGAGAACAACGGCUGCCUGUGGUUCAUCCCGCGCUCUCACAACAGUGGUAUAUCUCGGCGUAUGGUGCGUACCCCUAAAGGCACGUAUCCCAUGACUGACUUCACCGGGCGAGAGCAGACCUACAAUGAACAGAAGUUUCUCGUUGCUCCUGUUAAGAAAGGAAGUGUGGUCCUGAUCGACGGGGAGGUGGUGCACCGCAGCUCUGAGAACACCUCGGAGGAUUCCCGCCACGUCUACACCUUCCACAUCAUGGAGAGCCAGGACACCCGCUGGAGCCCCGAGAACUGGCUGCAGCCCACUGAAGAGCUCCCGUUCCCGCAGCUCUACACUAAAUGAUGACAUGUUGGGCUGCAGUUCAUGGACAGACCUGAAGGAGGCACCAACACGUAUGAACUCUCUGAACCACAGAUAAGAGCCAUUUCUCUGAAGCUACAGUACAUGAAGGCUGCUUUCAGGCAAAGUCACAACUGAAUCAAUUGUGACUCACAACAUCUUUUUAAAUAGGACGUUUUUGUACAAAUGAAUUUGAGAUAACAGCUGACAUUUAGGUCUACUUUAUUUCAGCAAAUCAAACAGUCAAAUGUGUGUCAAAACAAGACGGUAGAUUCAUUUUUAUUUUAUUUUGCAGACAACAGUAAGCAUUACUAUUUUCAAGUAUGUUCAUGUUAAGAUGAAAUGAAAAAAAUAAAUGUAUUUUUGACUGGAUUAUUAAUCACAA
Molecule: messenger RNA, 1381 nt
Organism: Gymnodraco acuticeps
Lineage: Eukaryota; Metazoa; Chordata; Actinopteri; Perciformes; Bathydraconidae
Gene: phyhd1
Product: phytanoyl-CoA dioxygenase domain containing 1
Exons: 11
Coding region: 121-999 (292 amino acids)
Source: RefSeq, a predicted model, not a curated record